GAAGUUUUUGUGAUCGUUUCCUCCGUGACUCUGCUCCCUCCGCCGCACCGAUGGAAUGGUUCCCUUUAAUCGGAUUAUCGCAGCUGUAAACUCCGGUUCCCUCCGGUGACCGCAGCGGCUCCACCGGGGGUCCUCGGUCCCACCGCAGCCGCCCUCAGCGCUCCCUCCCCGGCCUCCUCGAGCUGCAGCGGUCGGUCCUAUGAGCGCGGCGUUCAGUCCGUCCUUCAUGGUGAUGCAGCGGCCACUCGGAAGCACCACCGCCUUCAGCAUCGACUCUCUGAUCGGGGGGCCCCCGCAGCCCAGCCCGGGACACUUCGUCUACACCGGCUACCCGAUGUUCAUGCCCUACCGGUCGGUGGUGCUGCAGCCGCCGCCGCCGCCCCCCCCGGCCCUGCAGCAGGCGCUCCCCGCGGGACACCACCCGCACCCGCAGAUCCCGAGCCUGCAGGGCGGCUUCUGCUCCGGGCUGGCGCAGGGCAUGGCGCUCACCUCCACGCUCAUGGCGUCGCUGCCCGGCGGCUUCUCCCCGUCUCAGCAGCACCAGGAGGCCGCGCGGAAGUUCGGUUCGCAGGCGCUGCACGCGGUCUUCGAUAAGGCGCAGGAGCUGCGGCUGGACGCGGAGGACGGGAAGGCUUUCCUGCCCGGGAAGGAGUCCGCGCUGCAGGCUUUCCACGAAGCGGACGCGGCGGUGCAGACAUCCACAGUCAGAGGACACACUAAAGAAGACGCCAAGGAGGACGAGUGCGGCCGGAAGGAUGAGAGCUUCUCCAUGGACAGUGACUUGGACUACAGCUCCGACGACAACCUGACCUCCAUGUGCCACAAGGAGGACGGGGAGGGCGGCGGCGGGCUGGAGGACGGCCCGCACAUGCACGGCUCCUCCGGCGGCGGCGGAGGCCCCGGCGGCGGCGGGGGAGGAGGCUCCUCCGGCGGCGGCAAGAACCGGCGGCGGCGGACGGCGUUCACGAGCGAGCAGCUGCUGGAGCUGGAGAAGGAGUUCCACUGCAAGAAGUACCUGUCUCUAACCGAGCGCUCGCAGAUCGCGCACGCGCUCAAGCUGAGCGAGGUGCAGGUGAAGAUCUGGUUCCAGAACCGGCGCGCCAAGUGGAAACGCGUCAAGGCCGGAAACGUCAACAACAAGUCCGGGGAGCCGUCCCGGAACCCCAAAAUAGUCGUUCCCAUCCCGGUGCACGUGAGCCGCUUCGCAAUAAGGAGUCAGCACCAGCAGAUGGAGCAGGCCAGGCCGUAG
This is a messenger RNA of Plectropomus leopardus (leopard coralgrouper), 1249 nucleotides long. It is a transcript of the gene gbx2, whose product is annotated as gastrulation brain homeobox 2. Gene Ontology annotation, molecular function: DNA-binding transcription factor activity, RNA polymerase II-specific; RNA polymerase II transcription regulatory region sequence-specific DNA binding. NCBI's taxonomy places the organism in Eukaryota, Metazoa, Chordata, Actinopteri, Perciformes, Serranidae. The record is from RefSeq and is a predicted model, not a curated record. Gene Ontology annotation, cellular component: nucleus. Gene Ontology annotation, biological process: regulation of transcription by RNA polymerase II; regulation of nervous system development.